Molecule: messenger RNA, 1706 nt
Organism: Uloborus diversus
Lineage: Eukaryota; Metazoa; Arthropoda; Arachnida; Araneae; Uloboridae
Exons: 9
Coding region: 134-1276 (380 amino acids)
Source: RefSeq, a predicted model, not a curated record
GAUACUUUAAACAUUCCUUUUGUCGACUGUCAGAGAAGAGAGCAUAUGUACAGUCUCUUUGGUAAAACAAAACGCAGUGCCGCAGUGAACUCUGUUAUUUAUAAUGCUGAUGCUGUGUAAAUCAUAAAAGGAAAUGUCUUCGCACAUAAAGCGAGUUGUGGAGAGGUGCAUAUUGUGCUUGGAAAUACUGUUUUGGCUGUGUGGUGAAGUAUCUUCUAAAGUGUUUUAUAACGUUACUUGUGGCUCAGAAACAAUGCAAGUAACGCUCAACCUAACUCAUCAUCCUGCGUCCAUCGUUUACUUACAGAAUCUCAAAGGAUAUCCAGGUUGCGAGCCAAGACUUGCUGAAAGUCUAGUUCUUUUUUACCUAAGUUUAAAUGAUACUGGUGAACAUUGCGGUGUAUCGAAAAUGCUAAACAAACAAAAGGGUCACAACAUAUUCUAUCAUCAUGUCGUCAUCGAAAAAUCGAAUGAAAAGGAGAAGGAGCUCCUUUUCGUACAAUGUGUCAUUCCAGGGGAUUUUAACAUGGAAUUUGUUAGGCUCGAUUGGCAACGCGAGAGUGUCCCUUACAAUUUCACGAUACCAAACCCUUCAUCAAUCAUACAAUCUGAAGAUAUUGUUCCUUACGUCAAUAUGGCGGUGCGAAAUAAAGGCUUGAGGUUGGAUACAAGUGCAAUCGUUCAUCCUGGGUCCUUAUUAGACCUUCUCAUAUACCUGGAAAAAGAAUCCUCAGCUCAAUAUGAUAUUUCCCUGCGAUAUCUCACCCUUACAGAUGCCACAAGGAGUCAAGAUGAAGUAGUUGUGAUGAAUGGGUGUUCUGUAGAUCCAUUUGUUCUACAAGUGUUCCCUAGUGUGGAAGGGGUCCUUAGAGCCCAAUUUCGUGCCUUCAAAUUUCAGAGCUCAGAUUUUGUCAUCUUUCUUGCCACAGUUAGUGUGUGUCUGCAAAAGUGCGUUGAGGUUGAAUGUUACGGUGAUCCUGAUAAAUCUGGAAGACGGAAGAGAGAAAUACCAAAAUACCUGCCACAUUACACGAAUGAGGUGUUCGAAGUUGAAAUAUCUGCAUUUCUAAGGCUACAGUCUCAUGUUGAAGGAGAUAUAGUUAUUGAAGAAAGUACUAAUGAUACACUCGACAUGUACGACUAUAGUGGUGAUUUCGGUGAACUAAUUCCAGAAAGUUUUGCAGUUAGCUCUCAGCCACUAAAUUGUCAUUUACUGAAUUCACUGAUUAUCAUCAAGUUCAUAAUUCUAACGGUGCACAGAAAGUUCCACUCCUGAGACACGGCCAGGCAUUUUAGCUUACAAGACUCUAGCACCAGAGUUUGACUUGAACACAGUUCACGAAAUCUAGAAAGUGAUAUGUGAAAACUGUUACACAUGUGCAACAUGAAAAUGCUCCAGAGAAAAGCACAUAAUGCAGUAAAAUUACAAUCAGUUUGUAAUCAGUUUCAUGUGGCAUGUAUCUCACAAAAUAUAGUAAUUUCUACAUCUGAAAUAAAAGAACUAUUGUGGAGACUGAUAAUAUAUCUUGUGAUGUGAAAUCGACUACUUCACAUUAAUAUUUUUAUUAUGAACUUGACUUUGAAAGUGUAUUCAUAUUCGAAGGAAGGAAAGUAAAAACUUUUCUAUACAGAAAUAAGAACUUGUGAUUAGGAGUCAAAACUAGCGAACUCGGUUCAGACUGUCUGUAUAACAUUUACCAGAUUCA